ACUUUUUCAAUUUUCGCCUUUCUUUACAAUUCGUGUCAGUUGUAAUGGUGUACACAUUCCUCUGAAAACUAACUAGCAUGUUUGAUAAACAAUUCAAACCCUGACGCAUUGACCCCUAAAGUAUUUAGACUUGGCUURACAAUAUUAGCUUGGUUGCUGCUAGCCAUGUAGCUAGCUAUGUUACUCACCACGUUAGCCAACAAACUAGCUAGAUACUUUAUUAUUUUACUAGCGAUUGUUUAGCUAUCUUACGCUAGAUAUUCGAUUUGUGUUUAUUUAGAAGAUAGAUGCCGCCAGACAGAGAAAGAAAGCACAAGGGCACCUUAGGCGCGCGCACGAGCCUUCGCUAUCCUCCUCGAUAAGUUUACGRGUAGGUUCUUGUCAGCAGUAACGUUAGUCGUGUUAUAACUAUAGAUAGAUAGUGACAUCACGGAUAGAAGAAGGAGCGGUUAGUUACCAGUAUUUUGGUGACAUUGUUAGCUAGAGUUAGUUUUCAAAGUUGUCUUGCGGGGAUAAUUUACCAAUGUCGGGUGAGUUAGUGAAAUGGUAAACACGUUUGGGAAAGCUUGCUAGCUAAGUUAGCAGGUUUGAAAACACAUCUCUCGCUAUUUGUCAGUGUUGACUGGGUAAAAUUAGGCAGAAGCAAAGGAAUGUCCUUGCUAGUAACUGCCCACCAGAUCUAUUGUGGAUUAAAAAAAUUGAAUAAUGUAUCACGAAUGUCGAUGGUUAUAAAACCACAAUUGCAUUGAUUAAAUGUUAUAUAAAAACAGUGGGAGUCAAAGGGGUACAAUGUUGACAGACUCAGUCAAGGCAUGCCAGCCAGAAACUCCUUCAGUGGUAACAGCUAACGUUACUUAUUUAAAUCAUACACAGGGAGUCUUGAAUGGUAAACAAACACCCCUUAGAACUUGGACAUGUGUAGUCAGGGUCGGUCUUGUCCUGUUUCUCCUCCUAAAUAUACUAUAGAUUGGUUCAUGGAGAAGGGUAACAGUAGCUGGGACUGGCAUCCUCUGAUCCUCGAGAUAAAGCCAUGCCGUGGGACCGCCCAGUUUCUGAGCUCGCAAUGGUGAUCUGAAGCCCCAGUGUGGACGUGUCACAUCCACACUCGCCUACCCACAGACACACACACGGACUGAGCCCCCCAGCAAGUGUGUGCGAUGGACAGGUGUAAGCACGUGGGGCGGCUCAGGCUGGCCCCAGACCACUCCAUCCUCAACCCCCAGAAGUGGCACUGCGUGGACUGCAACACCACAGAGUCGGUGUGGGCCUGCCUGGGCUGCGCCCACGUUGCGUGCGGCCGCUACAUCGAGGAGCACGCCCUGCAGCACUUCCUGCAGCAUCGCCACCCGUUGGCCAUAGAGGUCAACGAGCUCUAUGUCUUCUGCUACCUAUGUGACGACUACGUGCUCAACGACAACGCGACGGGAGACCUCAAGCUGCUGCGGUCCACGCUCAGCGCCAUCCAGAGCCAGCGCUACGAGGUCACCACCCGCUCAGGACGCACCUUGAGAUCGGCUAGCGCUCCGCCCGACGCCCCCCAGCCCUGCGGCUCCAGCGAACUGCAGCUGAGGGACGAGGACCGCAUGUUCACGGCGCUCUGGCACCGCCGCCGUGCACUGAUGGGUCGAGUGUUCCACACCUGGUUCAGCCUAACGGAAGGGGGGAAGAGGAGGGAGGAGGAGGAGAGGCAGAGAGAGGAGGAGGAGAGGCAGAGAGAGGAGGAGGAGAGGAGGAGGAAGGAGUUGAGGGAGAGGAGGAAGACGUUGAAGAGGCAGCUACAGGAAGCGUUGGAGAGCGCCCCACCAAGGAAGAGCCACCGCCUGAGGAGAGCCAGUCAGAGAGCUGCUGCCGCCGCCGCUGUCACCCCCCGCCCCACACGAACACGUACCCCCAGCACCACUUACACACCCCAGACUCCCCUCACCCCCCGACCAAGAACCCAGAGCCCCGCCACUCACACCCCCAAGAGAAUGGGCCGCCCCCCUAAAACCCCCGCGCCCAAACCCACUCGCUACUCAACCCCCUCUUCCUCCACCAAAGGCAAACCCAGAGCCUCCUCUGCCCAAGCCCGGACUGCCCCCUCCCCGGCCCCCCGCCGUGCCCCCUCCAAACAGGGCGACUCGCCCCUCAAACGGCGGCCCACUGUCACUCCGGGUGUCACGGGUCUGCGUAACCUAGGCAACACGUGCUACAUGAACUCCAUCCUGCAGGUGCUGAGCCACCUUCACAUCUUCAGGGAGUGUUUCCUCCGGCUGGACCUGACGCAGGCCCUGGAGCUGCUGGCCUCGGCUGUUCACGGCCAGCUGGUGGUUCCCAGCACCGGGGGCCCUGUGUCGUCCUCCCCGCUGGCCCAGAGGAGAGGCCCCCAGGUGGGUGCUGGGCUAAGCGGGGGGGCCUCCAGGGCCCGGAGCAUGGAGCUGAUUCAGCCCAAGGAGCCCAGCUCCAAGCAUAUCUCCCUGUGCCAUGAGCUGCACACACUCUUCCAGGUGAUGUGGUCGGGCAAGUGGGCGCUGGUGUCGCCCUUCGCCAUGCUGCACUCGGUGUGGCAGCUGAUCCCAGCCUUCCGGGGCUACGCCCAGCAGGAUGCCCAGGAGUUCCUGUGUGAGCUGCUUGACAAGGUGCAGCACGAGCUGGAGAGCACAGGGACUCGCACGCCGCACGCUGGUGUGUCAACCGGACAGAGACAUCUCAUCAAGCAGGUGCUCAGCAUAGUCAACACCAUCUUCCAYGGUCAGCUCCUCAGCCAGGUGACGUGUCUAGCAUGUGACCACCGCUCCAACACGGUGGAACCUUUCUGGGACCUAUCGCUGGAGUUCCCCGAGCGUUACCACAGCAACAGCCGGGAGAGCGCAGCGCAGGUCUCGUGCCAGCUGACGGAGAUGCUGGCCAAGUUCACGGAGACCGAAGCCCUGGAGGGCAACAUCUACGCCUGCGACCAGUGCAACAGUAAGCGGCGGAGGUUCUCCUCCAAGCCUGUCAUCCUGACUGAAGCUCAGAAACAGCUGAUGGUUCACAAACUGCCUCAGGUCCUGCGCCUGCACCUCAAACGCUUCAGGUGGUCUGGGAGAAACCACAGGGAGAAGAUCGGGGUCCACGUCAGCUUUGACCAGCUCCUCAACAUGGAGCCAUACUGCUGCAGAGACCCCUCCCCCAAGGGCUCGCCAUGCUCCAGUCCCGCCCCUGCCGGCUCCCCGAGCCCCAAACACUUCCUGUAUGAACUGUCCGCUGUGGUGAUGCAUCAUGGGAAGGGCUUCGGCUCUGGCCACUACACUGCCUACUGCUACAACAAAGAAGGAAGGUUCUGGGUCCACUGUAAUGACUCUAAGCUGAACGUGUGUUCUGUGGAGGAGGUAUGUGGUGCCCAGGCCUACAUACUCUUCUACACGCAGCGCUUCACUCAGGACCAGGACCCACUGAGCCCCGCCCCAAACCCUCCUCCUUUGUACCUCAGCAGUCCAGUGACAUGACAUCAUCAGCAUUACCACCACCACCAAAACAUCUCAACCCCCCCUCUCUCACGCUCUUUCUUUGUGUUCAUUUUAUCUCCUCUGGGGGGAGGAAUGAUAAUUUUAUCAUUUAUUUUUCUAAAAGACACAAAGGACAGUCUCAAAGGACAUUUCUUUUUGUCUUUGUGAAUUUCUUGUACAUGUUGUUUUAUAUGCGUUUUAAAAGAAAAGGAAAACAUGUUUGAUAGUGUACAGGUUUAUUUUAUCAAGAGUAUCAGCCAAGUUGUGCGUUGUAUUAUAGACACGCCUUUACAGGAGUAGAGACAGACUUUGGCCAGGUGUGACUGUAAUCUAGUUCAGAUUUAUUCAGGUGUCAACCUUCUGCUCUUCUGUGCUGUUUUUAUUUUUCUCAAACGAUUUGAAUCAACUAAAAUGUUUCUCACAGCCACUUUAGACAGUUGACUAAGGGAUGUCAGUCAGUCAAAUUCUCAGCUGGAAUGUAGACUGAAACAGAUAAUUCCCUCCAUAAAUAGUAUUUUUAGAGUUUAACCCCUUUAGUUUCGCCAGAGACGUAAGGGGAAGCGAGACACCUCCCUCGCUCCUAUCUUCUGGUUCAUCUUAAUUUAUCCACCAUCUUUGGUAUCGCUCUCUGUAGUAAGUCUGGUCGGUCAGGAAAUGGUUCAUAAUUGACUACUGACCUCACGCCAAAGCACGAGGGAAACGUUUAAAAAGUAUCUCAGCUUCUCCAAAAACAAUUACAGAACAUUUGCAAGAUAUAUUCUUUGACUGGUUUUGGAAAAUCUAUUUUAUAACCAGUUUCCAAAGGGAUGUUUGUUUUUAGCUGAAUAAUGCCCUCUGUUCAGAAUGUGGUGCUGGUGUUUUUAGGCCUGUUGCCGCCUAACUUUUGGUUGGCAUCCCUACAGCAGAUGCGGCUGCCACAGUCAUAAUUGUCAUAGAAAAGUGCCCUUCGUUAUCAGAACAUAUCUAUUUUUGUAGUUCCUUUGCCAGAAGUGUAUUUGGUAUCAGUUCUUUGUAGCAGAGACUGUGAAAUGCAGUCCUACCCAGGCCAGCAUUUAGAAUAUUGAAUGUAUUUUUGUAUACUUGAACAUCGAGGAUGUUUCACAAAAGUUGUUUAAAAGAAGAAGAAAAAACAGGGCCACUGACUGUUCGAUUUUUAUAGUUUUGUAAUUGAUUCCUUCCCCCUCUAGUUGUUUGGAAUCACCAGCAGGUCUGACCCGUCUCUCCUGUGUGUGUGUGUGUGUGUGUGUGUGUGUGUGUGUGUGUGUAUACCAGCAUAUGUGUUCACACAAUAUAGUUGGCUCUGUAUAAUGUAAGUAUAAAAUAGCCAGACUGAUGCAAGUAGAUCCUUGCUGUGUGUUUGUGAGAGAUCUCCAUGCUGGUACUAGCUUAACUGCUCUCAACCUAAAUGCUGUUCAUCUCUAGAUUCACCUUUUGGGGAGAAUUCAAAGCACAUUUCCACCCGAUGUUUGUUGGCAUUGUGCUCAUACUGCCUCGGGUGUGUACACAUUUAUGGAAGUGAUACUAUGCAAAUUCUUACCUCAAUUUUUAGAGAAUUACCUCAUGAGAAUAUAUUUUCAUUUUUCUAAGAAAA
Salvelinus sp. IW2-2015 is the source of this 5058-nucleotide messenger RNA. RefSeq names its product ubiquitin carboxyl-terminal hydrolase 44. NCBI's taxonomy places the organism in Eukaryota, Metazoa, Chordata, Actinopteri, Salmoniformes, Salmonidae. The record is from RefSeq and is a predicted model, not a curated record. Gene Ontology annotation, biological process: protein deubiquitination. Gene Ontology annotation, cellular component: cytoplasm. Gene Ontology annotation, molecular function: zinc ion binding; cysteine-type deubiquitinase activity.